AUGAACAGAACCAGAAAUAAAAUGUACAGAUACUCUGAUGACUACAUUCCAAGGGUUGAAGAAUAUUAUGAAGAUGCUCCAAUUUAUGGUAACUUAGAAAAUAUCCUCCCAGAACCACUGGACGAAGACUGCUAUGAGCAAAUGAAAGCUCGACCACAGAGAUCUGCAAGUGAUGCACAGGAAGUGGUUGCACCUGCACAGGUACCUGCUGAAGCUCAAAUUUGCUAUGCCUCACUGGAUCACAGCAUGAAGGGGAAACGCAGAAGGCCCAGGAAACAGAAUACUAAUUUGUCAGAUAGAGGAAAGGAUGCACAAGACUGUACAAUGGGUGCCAACGUUUCUCAGAACAAUAUGGUAGAAAGUUUCCCACCAGAUAACCAGGUAGUUGAGGAAAGUAUUCAUGAUGAUCCUGCUAGACUGUUUGGAUUGAUCCGGGCCAAGAGAGAACCUGUAAUCUAGCUGGACUAUAUAAUUCAGCUCAAUGGUAACACCCUAUGAGAGAUGGUUGAAAAAGCAAGAUUAUCAUGUGACACACAGGGAUUGGCAGAGUGACAGUCUACUCAUUUUGCAGCGGAAUGGUACCUUCCUUUGUCUUUAUGGAUCGCAUCCCUACACACUAAAUCUAAUUAUAAUUAGCUAUAUGAAUACAGUUAAGAAUAUCUAAAUAGAAAAAGUAAGAUAAUAAAGUCCAGUUUGCAACUUAAAUGACUUGUAACAAAACCAAAAUGAACAGUAAUACCUAAUAAGGACAAAGUUUUAAAAAUUCAAAGUACAUAGGACAUC
Molecule: messenger RNA, 783 nt
Organism: Rattus rattus (black rat)
Lineage: Eukaryota; Metazoa; Chordata; Mammalia; Rodentia; Muridae
Product: T-cell receptor-associated transmembrane adapter 1
Exons: 5
Coding region: 1-459 (152 amino acids)
Biological process (GO): negative regulation of receptor recycling; positive regulation of T cell receptor signaling pathway
Cellular component (GO): T cell receptor complex
Source: RefSeq, a predicted model, not a curated record